AUGCGUAAACUAAGAAAGAUCCUAAUCUCAAUAAUAAUAGCGUCCUUGUUCAGUUCGUCAAUACUGCUGGUGGUAGGAAUUGCACUGACAAGCGACUCGAACCUAAUCGAAGUGUCGCCGGAACGUAAAAAAAACUCAAAAAUCGCAUCAUUCGUAACAGCAGGGGUACACCUAGUGGUAUCAGGAGCUUGUGUAAUAUACACAUACAUAGAUAACAGAAAGUCUAAAUCGGAAAUCAAUGCCUGA
Messenger RNA from Theileria orientalis strain Shintoku, 246 nucleotides. RefSeq lists its product as hypothetical. The coding region runs from base 1 to 246 and encodes 81 amino acids. The transcript has 3 exons. The record is from RefSeq and is a predicted model, not a curated record. NCBI's taxonomy places the organism in Eukaryota, Apicomplexa, Aconoidasida, Piroplasmida, Theileriidae.